Molecule: messenger RNA, 1505 nt
Organism: Ipomoea nil (Japanese morning glory)
Lineage: Eukaryota; Viridiplantae; Streptophyta; Magnoliopsida; Solanales; Convolvulaceae
Product: pheophytinase, chloroplastic
Exons: 7
Coding region: 216-1310 (364 amino acids)
Cellular component (GO): chloroplast
Molecular function (GO): catalytic activity
Source: RefSeq, a predicted model, not a curated record
CUUGGCUUCACAGUUGCCACCAUCUCAAAACCAUUAUCAACCACAGAAACACUAACACGAAACAAAUCCAUGUCCAUAAUGCCAAUCAACGAAAAAAUCUCCAUUUCCUCCUCUCAGCUACAUAUAAUAAAUUCUACCAUCAGGUCUUACCGAAUUCAAGAAAGCCCAGUAUUCGACUUCCAGAGCAUUUGCAGUGGAAUUAGAAUUUAGAAUCCAUGUCGCCUUCGUGCGCCAUAGUGCCAGGCACGCUUAGAACAGAUUGGUUCAACCCGAAUAGGAACAGCCUAAUUGCUCCUGCGAGAAUCAACCAGAGAGGCAAGUGCGAAUUGAGUAGAAGGGGUUUUGUUUUUAAAGGGAUUUUUGCUGCUGGAGCUUCAGUUAUAGCCCCUUCUGAAGCUGCACAGCCCUCUCAAGGGUUGGAAAGGUUGCCAUUUAAGCCAGAGGGGUACAACUUCUGGACAUGGAAAGGCCACAGAAUUCAUUAUGUGGUGGAAGGAGAGGGGAUUCCAAUUGUUCUAGUUCAUGGCUUUGGUGCUUCUGCUUUUCACUGGAGGUAUAAUAUACCAGAAUUGGCUAAAAAAUACAAGGUUUACGCUCUGGAUUUGCUUGGGUUUGGAUGGAGUGAGAAGGCACUCGUUGAGUAUGAUGCCUUGAUCUGGAGAGAUCAGGUUGUGGAUUUCUUGAAGGAGAUAGUCAAAGAACCAGCAGUUUUAGUUGGAAACAGCCUCGGAGGGUUUACAACUUUGGUAGCAGCAACAACAUUGCCAGAAAAAGUGAAAGGAGUUGUCUUGUUAAAUAGUGCAGGACAAUUUGGGGACGCAAGUUCUGCAACGACUGAGCAAGAAGACACAGCCUUACAGAAGCUCAUCCUAAAGCCAUUGAAGGAAAUCUUUCAACGUAUUGUUCUUGGGUUUUUGUUUUGGCAAGCCAAACAGCCAGCUCGAAUCGAAUCCGUUCUGAAGAGUGUCUACAUAAAUUCUUCAAAUGUAGACAAUUAUCUUAUCGAUUCAAUAACUAGACCUGCAGCUGACCCUAAUGCAGGAGAGGUGUAUUACAGGCUAAUGACACGGUUCAUGUCGAACCAGAGAAAGUACACUCUGGAUGCAGUCCUGAGCGAGCUGUCUUGCCCGUUGCUGUUGCUGUGGGGCGAUUUGGACCCUUGGGUGGGUCCUGCGAAGGCCAACCGAAUCAAGGAGUUUUACCCAAAUACUUUGCUGGUUAACCUGCAGGCGGGGCACUGUCCACACGAUGAAGUUCCAGAACUGGUGAAUAAGGCACUGCUGGAUUGGUUGUCAACUCUCAAGCCUUAGCUUCUUCUCCUUCUCUACAACAAGGAGGUUCAGUUCUAUACAGCCACUGCGUUGCUUAGAUGUACGUUCAUGAGGUUCGCUCGCUGUAAUUGAAUUGUAUAUAACUAUAUUCUUUAGCUUGAUUAUCAAGAAAAGCUUUUGGUUGGUUGUUCUUUGAGCUGUUAUUUGCAAGUUGAGAAAAGCUUUUGAUUGGUU